Messenger RNA from Archocentrus centrarchus (flier cichlid), 1112 nucleotides. It is a transcript of the gene stmp1, whose product is annotated as short transmembrane mitochondrial protein 1. The transcript has 3 exons. Bases 143 to 283 code for a protein of 46 amino acids. Lineage: Eukaryota; Metazoa; Chordata; Actinopteri; Cichliformes; Cichlidae. The record is from RefSeq and is a predicted model, not a curated record. Gene Ontology annotation, cellular component: respiratory chain complex.
GAGGUUCUGUUGCUGAAAGCUAGCUUCAUUCGCCGAAAAACUCGGUCAGUUCCUCCCUGCUUUGAAGUGCUUGCAUGCCUAUAUUUUAAAUCAACGAGUUAGUUUCUUGAGCGCAUACCUCUAGUGGCCUCAUUAUUUCACCAUGUUACAGUUCUUGGCUGGCUUCACCUUGGGAAAUGUUGUGGGGAUGUAUCUCGCUCAAAACUAUGAAGUGCCCAACAUAGCCAAGAAAAUCGAAGCUUUUAAGAAGGAUGUGGAAGCCAAGAAGAAGCCCCCAGAAUGAGCAAAGCGCAACAAUGUUGCAGGCGGGAAUGGACUUUCUCUGCAGAAAAAAAUAUUUAUUUUACUGGGUUAUUUUGGUAUCAUGUGUACACACUUGAUAAAAUUGCUAAUGUUAAAUAUGUAUGAAAAUAUAAACAGUGCCUGGAACAGUAUAGACAUGUUCUCCUUGUAAGCUAUUUUCUAAGGUAAAUAGUGCAAAGGCUGGAUUUAAAGAAUGUUUUGACUAAUGGAUUUUUCAUUCCAGUUUCAUGGCAUUGCUGGCUGGCCUUCUGUUAGGCACUCAUGCCAUUCAGUAUCUCCCAAGAGAUGUUUAGAGAGAGUUAUUAAAGCAGCAUGCUGCCACAUUUGUCAACUGCCAAACUUUGUGUCAUUCUUAUACAAACAUUCUUCUGAACCAUUGAGCAUAUAAUAAAGUUGCAGAUAAUCUCAUGAAGCUUUUGUUUCAUGAAUUAAAUUUUACUGGAACUUUAACAUCCUGCUUUCUCUUGUAGCAAAUACGCCAGCUGUCAGUCCAAGUGCAUCCACUGGGUGUCGCCAUUGGAAGGCAGUUAAAACUACAAAAAGCAUUUCCUGACGAAAAUGCACUGUAAAUGCUGAAAGCUGAAAGAUUGCAGCUAAAAUGCCAAGAAAUGCUUCAAACAGUUGAAACUUUAUUUGCUGCAUGAACAUAAACAACUGAAGAAGACAAAAAAAAAUGCAAAACAGCUGAAAUUGUUAACAAAGGAGCUAAAUUGAACUUGAUUUCUCUGAACGGGGAGAAAAACAGCCUGAAACUUAAACUUGAACUGAAGACAAACCAUCAAAAUAUUAAAAGAAAUUUUAAAGUUCAA